AUGGUCCUCAGGCAUUUUCCAAUCGUCCUCGUGCAAUUCGUCGCGCUGACGACCGUCGUGUUCUCGACGGAAGUGCGGUGGAGUGUUUUAUCGCGGAUGUCGAGCAGUGUUUGCGCUCUGCUCGCCUUCCCGUUGAACACGCAUCAGUGGUCGUUGUUGGGAUUCAAUCUGUGGCCGAGUUCUAACACGAGUCCUCAUCUUACCCAAACCGUCGAAAGACCGUACGAUGGAAACGUUUUCGACAGAUAUUCCAUCUCGAGGGUUCUAAACUUCUUUCCCAUCCCCGUGCAAGAGGAGUGUCUGUCCCAGGACAAACGACGACGAGGCAUAUGCAUGAACACGUAUGAGUGCCGCAUUCAGCAAGGAAAGUCCCAUGGACCGUGUGCACUCGGUUUCGGCGUGUGCUGCAUAUUCACGGCGAGCUGCGCGGACGUGGUGCAAAAUAAUCUGACCUACGUAAUCAGCCCUGGUUUCCCCAACCUCAUCGACUGGCCCAUGAACUGUUCGGUGGUCGUACGGAAGAUCGAUAGGCAGGUCAGCCAGCUCAGGAUCGAUUUCGUCCACUUCAACAUAGGUCAACCCAACGCUAGGACGGGCGUAUGUGACGAAGAUAUCAUGGAAAUCAGAAAUGGAAGGAGCGUGUUUCAAAUAUGCGGCUGGAACAGUGGCCAGCAUUUGUACAUAGACCUGGACGAGGACGAUCAGCCCCUAACGUUGGACUUCCGGUUGCCCGGCGGUCUGCAGUCCCGCAUGUGGGAGAUGCGGAUCGUCCAAUUGGAUUUCGAGCAGCGUGCGCCGAUCGGAUGUCUCCAGCACUUCCAAGGCUCGAACGGUACCCUGAAGACGCUGAAUUAUUUGUCCAACGGUAGAUUCCUCGCCGACCAGGAUUACCUGAUUUGCGUGCGCCAAGAAAGGGGGAUGUGCGGGAUUUCCUACGUACCUUGCACAGCUGACUCGUUCCGAAUAGGUCCGCGAAGGAUGCAGGUCGCGAACCUGAACAACACCAGCUCCAACGAGUCCUUAGUUGUCGAGAAUUCGGCUGGAAACUCGACGCAGAAUAUGACCAACGAUGGCAAUUCCGCGAACAACACGGACGUGGAUAUCGAGGGAUCAGGAACGAGCCCCAUGGAGCAGGAAAUGGCUUCUUCGAUUAACGCGUCGAAUCCCAUGGAGCAGGAUGUCGCCUCGAAUGGUCAGUCCAAUGGCCAGGAACGAUGCAGGGACAGGGUGCUCAUCCCUUGUGACUUCGAGGAAUUUAUCACGCCUGGGAACAACGAGGCUGGAAUUUGCAACCUCGAACACUGUGGUAAUUCUCUGUGCGACGAGAACGAGGUGGACGAAGAAGGGAACUGUCGCGUGGAGACUUGGGCAACGCCCUUCCGUAUAAGGGUGGCUUUUGGUCCUGGACAGGACACAGGGACCACGCUGGAGGACAAUAUUGGCAUGUGUCUUGUGUACGAACAAUUACCUUGCGUGUCUUGAACAGCUAGUGAUAAACGAGUUCAGGAGUGGAAAGGUAGGAGUCUGAAAUUCAUACGGGUCGACCGUACAUUAAUACCCUUCAGUCAAUCGA
This is a messenger RNA of Colletes gigas, 1573 nucleotides long. RefSeq lists its product as uncharacterized. The coding region runs from base 1 to 1482 and encodes 493 amino acids. The record is from RefSeq and is a predicted model, not a curated record. Lineage: Eukaryota; Metazoa; Arthropoda; Insecta; Hymenoptera; Colletidae. The transcript is spliced from 6 exons.